Molecule: messenger RNA, 954 nt
Organism: Centruroides sculpturatus (bark scorpion)
Lineage: Eukaryota; Metazoa; Arthropoda; Arachnida; Scorpiones; Buthidae
Product: pancreas transcription factor 1 subunit alpha-like
Exons: 2
Coding region: 232-807 (191 amino acids)
Biological process (GO): regulation of transcription by RNA polymerase II; developmental process
Molecular function (GO): RNA polymerase II transcription regulatory region sequence-specific DNA binding; DNA-binding transcription factor activity, RNA polymerase II-specific; protein dimerization activity
Source: RefSeq, a predicted model, not a curated record
CAAUAGGGCAAUUAAGUAGAGCUCAAUCAUUCCGGGUCGCGGUGCCGAUAACAGUUCCACUUGUCAAAUACGUAAAGUGGCUUCCGAUUGGUAGAAGGGUGGUACGGCACGUGCCGUUUAUUGGUGCAUCCCGUAAGGCACGCGCCAUACACACGCGGACGACAGUCGUGGGUGCUUUCCAUCGACAGAGGUGUUGGUUCCCUGGGGAGGCCAACCACAUUGCGACACAUUAUGGAAAACAUCGACCUGGCCAACGUUAAUCGGCAGUUCCUCCAGCAACAUCUUCACUUCGACACAUUCCAAGGACAAUCUAGUAUAGGUUCGCCUUAUAGCAGACAUCAGGAUCAAGAAAAUCUACGUCAGAAGCGUAGGAAAAAGAGAUGUAUGCAACAACAGGUGCAGCAAAGAUUGGCCGCUAAUUUAAGGGAAAGAAGGAGGAUGCAAUCUAUUAACGAUGCCUUCGAAGGACUACGCGCUCACAUACCGACUUUACCUUACGAAAAGAGACUAUCUAAAGUCGAUACUUUAAAACUGGCCAUCGGAUAUAUAAGUUUUUUGAGUGAGUUAGUGAAUUCGGGAAGACAUCCCGCCGAUUCCUUGCAGAAUCAGGCAUCCGACCAACCUAAAAAAGUCAUCAUCCAAUGUCAUAGAGGUGGGCCGAACGGUUUUUUGUCACUAGCCGGCCAUUCCUUAUCGUGGUCUAACGAAAAACAGCAGCUACAGAACGGUAACGUGAUGGUUGCCAAAGUUUGGACUCCCGAAGAUCCCAGGAAAGGAGGAGACCUUUCUAGUCCAGAUCCACUAUAGGCUAUCGGACCCGGGUAUAAAUAGGCUAUAUAUAAAUAAAUAAAAACAAAGACCUAGUCAAACAUCGUGCCAUCAAAUUUUAUCGUCUAGUCCUUCGCUGUAUUCUGUAAGUAGCGUGAGAGAAAUAAAAUUUAUUAUUUAUCUGUU